AUGACAAAUUGUGCGUCAUGUGUAUCACGCCGUCGUAGCGAUAACAUAUUCGAUCCGAUCGAUACUACGACGACCACAACAGUUUUACCUCAAAAUAAUAUUGUUCAACAAUCGGCGAAUAUUGAUAUUACCGUUGGUAAUUGUAAUCAUAAUACGUCAGCGAAUGUUAUUAAAUCAUCUCAGGAUCUAUCCACUAUUCAACCGCCUACGGCUAGCUUAACGAAUGUCACUACAAAAGGAUCUAUGAAUUUUGUUACGAGAAUUAGUAAAAUUAUUUUGAGAAAACGAGCACCUAAAAAUAGUGCCAAUGGGUAA
This is a messenger RNA of Didymodactylos carnosus, 315 nucleotides long. The record is from the annotation of a GenBank genome assembly. Lineage: Eukaryota; Metazoa; Rotifera; Eurotatoria; Philodinida; Philodinidae.